Messenger RNA from Salmo salar (Atlantic salmon), 2320 nucleotides. The record is from RefSeq and is a predicted model, not a curated record. NCBI's taxonomy places the organism in Eukaryota, Metazoa, Chordata, Actinopteri, Salmoniformes, Salmonidae.
CAUCAGUUAUCCACAACUAACGUUAGCUGGUUAGCUAGCCAAAGACAGUCUGGAUAAUAAUCAGACAAGUUUGACCUUGAUCUCUUUUCGCUGCUAAUCAGAGAGAAAGUAGAGACGUUAUCACGCUGUGGACACUGCCAAAUAGAAGGGUAUUAGAAGUAAAGCAUGGCUCCGAUUUUUGUUUGUGUGUAAAUGCUCUAUCUGCUCUGAGUAUGGUAACGAUUGGUUCUAGCUACCUUCUAGUGUUCGAUCAGAAAGUUGUCCAACCACAAAAUUGCAUUGCUUUUUGAAGGAAGCCUGCAUAUUGUUGCACACUUGUUGAAAAUUCAGAGGGUCUAAGAUGGACACUGUUAUCCGCCGAUGCCCCUUCCUGACUAUGGUGCCCCGGGCGUUCCUGCAGCUGGCAGGGAAGUCAUCCCUGGUUGGCUAUGCCCUGAAGUGCCCAGUGAUGAUGGACCUAGCCUCACGCCCUCUGGCCAGAGCCCUCUCCUCUUCAGUCUCAGUGUCCACACUAACAAACGAUGAGUCAGAGAAGGGGGUCCAGCUGCCCCCGGGCCACCCCAUGCCCCCUGUUGGCCAGCCUGUGGGCUCCAAAUGCCCCUUCCUGGCGGCUGAGAUGGUGCAGAAGAACACCAGUGUGGUGAGGGAAGCCUGCAUCGAGCUGUCAGAGGACGUACAGGACAGGAGCACAGUCCACACAGAGAAGUCCCAAGUGGAUCCCACUGUGGUGGACCUGAUCAACGCUGACAGGGCUGACCUAGGCACCCUGAAGAACAUGCUGAAACAGCGCCCCCCCAAGGUUUCUCACUUACUGCAAGACAACCUGCCCAAAGCAUCUGCCAACUUCCACUACGACAAGUUCUUUGAGAAGAAGAUCGAUGCCAGGAAGAAGGAUCACAGCUACCGGGUGUUUAAGACAGUGAACCGGCGCGCCACGUCCUUUCCCAUGGCAGACGACUACUCUGAGUCGCUCCUCAUCAAGAGAGACGUUUCCGUGUGGUGCAGCAACGACUACCUGGGCAUGAGCCGACACCCCCGCGUCAACCAAGCCAUCAUGGAUACAUUACAGAAGCACGGGGCAGGAGCUGGAGGAACACGGAACAUCUCAGGGACCAGUAAGUUCCAUGUGGACCUGGAGUACGAUCUGGCCGACCUGCAUGGCAAAGACGCUGCGCUGCUCUUCACUUCCUGCUUCGUGGCAAAUGACUCCACGCUAUUCACUCUGGCUAAGAUGCUUCCAGGUUGUGAGAUCUACUCCGAUGCAGGGAACCAUGCAUCGAUGAUCCAGGGUAUAAGGAACAGCGGGGCCAAGAAGUUCAUCUUCCGUCACAACGACGUCAACCAUUUACGAGAGCUGCUGCAGAAGUCUGACCCUGCCACCCCCAAGAUUGUGGCCUUUGAGACCGUGCACUCCAUGGAUGGAGGUUGUUUUCUAGGCGCUGUGUGUCCUCUGGAUGAGAUGUGUGACGUGUCCCAUGAGUUUGGGGCCAUUACGUUUGUGGACGAGGUACAUGCUGUUGGCUUGUAUGGGGCCAGGGGAGGCGGCAUCGGCGACAGGGACGGUGUCAUGCACAAAAUGGACAUAAUCUCAGGGACUCUCGGUAAGGCAUUUGGCUGUGUGGGCGGCUACAUCGCCGGUACCAACGCCCUGGUGGACACGGUGCGCUCCUACGCAGCAGGCUUCAUCUUCACUACCUCCCUGCCACCCAUGCUGCUGGCCGGGGCCCGGGAGUCCAUCCACACCCUGAAGGGGGAGGAGGGCCGUGUGCUGCGCAGGAAACACCAGAGGAAUGUCAAGCUGCUUCGCCAGAUGCUGAUGGACUCGGGCCUGCCCGUUGUCUACUGCCCCAGCCACAUCAUCCCUGUCCGUGUGGCGGACGCAGCCAAGAACACAGAGGUGUGUGACAUCAUGAUGUCUCGCUACUACAUCUAUGUGCAGGCCAUCAACUACCCCACUGUGGCUCGGGGAGAGGAGGUCCUCCGCAUCGCCCCCACCCCACACCACACUCCCCAGAUGAUGCAGUACUUUGUCGAACGUCUGGUGAAGGCCUGGAAGGAGGUGGGUCUGGAGCUAAAACCUCACUCGUCAGGGGAGUGUAACUUCUGCCAGCAGCCUCUCCACUUUGAGCUGAUGACCGAGAGAGAGAGGUCUUUCUUCACCGGGAUGAGUCAUGUGAUAUCAGCCAGAGCCUAAAAGUUAAUUAUAUACCCCUUCCCCAUAUCAAAUCUCUAUUUAAGAUAUUUAUUCUCUUAUCAAUGUACAACUCCAUCACCAUGUAUGAAAUAUUCUUAAUUACAAAUAAAUGUUUGGGGAAAGUUA